AUGACGAACGCGUACUUCACGGGGGGAGGCGAGGGGCGACGACGGCGGAGCGCGGAAGAGGCCGACGCUAACAGAGGAGAAACAGGAAAGGGAGAAUGCUACCUCGACAGUUUCUCUCUCCAAGGCGCCUUCCGAGACUUCCAGAGCCGUGUUCCUCUCAAGAAACUUGUCAGCACGCAACGUGCGCAUCACAUCUGGCAAUGGUACGAGCUCUGUGGGACGGAGACAGAUUUCGAGGGCUCCUCUUUGAUUUAUUCGUCCCCGGUCGUUUUUCUCCAUGGCGUUAAUGGGACUGCGGCCAUCUACUUUCAGCAGCUGGAGGGGCUGGCGGAGAAGGGCUAUCGGGUCCUCUCGGUUCAGUGGCCCGCGCUGUCGUCUCUCGCGUCCUUCCUGUCUUCCUUUGACGAGUUCCUGACGCAUGUGCUUUCGUCGGCCCCCGCGAGGGCUGCGCGCCCUGCGCGCCCAGCGCACCGGUCUGCCUCCUCGCCGGUCGCCAGCGCCGCGGCGCUCGCUCGAGGAGACAGCGAGGACCGCGGAGAGACGCGCACGCAGCGGCGCGGCGUGCACUUGUUUGGCGCUGGCCUCGGCGGCGUCCUGUGUCUCUACUUUGCGCAACGAAGGCCGGAGAUGGUCGCCAGCGUGGCUCUUUGCAACGCGUUCUUGAACUCGGCCUUUCUCCUCGGAGCUCUCGCGCCGCUCCAAGGCGUGCUGGCGCCCAUGUACCAUCUUCUCCCGCAUGCAGCGCUGAGGAAAAUCAUCGUCGACACUUACUUGACUCCAAAGGCGACACCCGAGGCCGUCUUCGUGCCGCCGCAAGAUGAGUGCACACCUGGGAGUCGCCGAACCAGAGAGCGAGAAGACUCCCCAGAGAGCGUCUGGGCGACCGCGUCCGACGGCGAUGGCAAGUCAGCUGGCGUCUGGGUCGUUCCGCAAGAAGAUUUGCAGAUUCGUAACAGCAAAGAAUUCCUCGUUUCCCACAUCGACGCACUCAGCGCCAAAGAUCUCGCUGCGAGGCUCGCCUUGCAGAUGGCGAUCGGCGCCGCGCCGCCCUUACAGAAGGCGCCGGAGAAAAUGCUCAUUCUGCAGUCCCUGGACGCCGACGUGCCGCCCGAUGUCGCAGACGACCUUCGGAACUUUUUCCCCCACGCGAAAGUGGCGGAGCUGCGAGACGGCGGCCAGUUUCCCUUCCUCUCGCGCCCCGAGGAGGUGACGCUGUACAUGCAAGUGCAUCUGCGAAGUUGCGGCCUCUUCCCAGAUCUUCACUUGAUAAAGCGACAAGUCUCUGACGAAGAAACAACCUGUUCUCUGCAGAAUGCCUUCUCUGCGUCUCGCCUCAGUAACGUGUCUUCUCUCUCAGAACAGCCACACAUCUACCAUCCGUCUUCUCCGUCAACAUGCCUCGACACUGUCUCCCGCUCCGCUUACCCCCAAUCCUCGCUCUACACUUCUUACAACAGAUCCUCGUCGUCUUCGUAUAACACAUCUUCUUCGUGUGACCGGUCUUCUUCAUACAAUUCCUCUUUUGACCCUUCGUCGUCAGCGGCUCUUGCUGGCGGUCGGCGAGUCUCUGGGGGGUUUGAGGCGAGAGGAACUUCUGCACAGAGCCAGCGGACUCAGGGGAACUCGAGCGACGGGACUGCAUGCGGACGGGGAAGCUCGGAUAUCGGCAGCCGAGACGUCUCUCAUGCCAGCAGCUGCGGAAAAGGACGCGCUGACGCGAGCAAAGUCGAGGGAAGAUUCGCCGACGAAGAUCUCAUUGCUCAGGAAAGGUGGAACCGAAAAAACUGGAAAAACCCCUUCAAAGAAUUUCAGUAG
Neospora caninum is the source of this 1815-nucleotide messenger RNA. RefSeq lists its product as hypothetical. Lineage: Eukaryota; Apicomplexa; Conoidasida; Eucoccidiorida; Sarcocystidae. Bases 1 to 1815 code for a protein of 604 amino acids. The record is from RefSeq and is a predicted model, not a curated record. The transcript has 5 exons.